UGUUUCCGAUCCCUCAAAACUAUGCAUCUCAUAGAAGUGUGCUAUAAAGGGGAGUGUUUUCACAGGCUUUUAUCAAGUUGCCCGCUUCUUGAAGAUUUAACUGUGGUAUGGUAUUCCCGUAGGGAGGAAAGUUACACUAUUGCAUUGCCGGGCUUACAAAGAUUAUCCACAUAUAACACGCCUGGCUUCGGAUAUGGCGGGUUGGUGAUAAAUGCUCCUUCUUUGAAGUAUUUGCACAUUGUAGAUCAUGACACUGAUACCUCUUUGGUGGUUGAGAACAUGCCUGAGAUUGUGGAGGCAAUUGUUGACUUGUUUAAUGUACCAUCUCAGAAGCUUCUAGGUUCUCUUACAUCAGUUGAGCAUCUUUCCUUAGCUGUCGAGCGGGGUGUGCUGCUUUUGAACGGCAUUGUGUUCCAUCGCCUUGUUCAUCUCGAGUUAUUCACACGUGGCCAAGACUGGUGUGAUUUACUUGCAUAUAUGCUCGAAGGUUCUCCUAACCUGCGAGUUCUGAAACUCAAGAAUUCGCAGGACAGGUUGUAUUCAAAUGAAUCAAAUCCCUGGACUUGGUGGAAACAACCAAAUCAUAUCCCUCUAUGUUUAUUGUCCAGCCUUGAAACUUUCCAGUGGAAAGGUUACCAGGGAUCAUUCCGGGAAAAAGAAGUGGCAAAGUACAUCCUAUCAAAUGCUGCAUGUUUGAAGAUGGCAUCUAUUUACACUGAGAAAUACAUCAAUGUGGAAGAGAAACUUCGGAUCGUAAAGGAAUUGGCUUCCAUGGCCAGGGGUUCAACUUCAUGUCAGCUUAUUUUCGACUGAUAUUAUACAUUAACUUUUUUUUUUGGGGUGGGAGGAUAUGCUAGAAACGCUUUCCCAUAGACUCUUGUAUAAAACUCUUCGGUAAGAUUGUGUGGGUUGCUCUGAUAUGAAGCAUCUGCUACUCUAUUCUCUAAUUUUCCCUGUUAAAGAAUAGUUCAUUGUUUUUGCUGAUUCUACUGUGUUUCUGAAAUCUGUAUUAAACUCUCUUGCUGCAUUGAAGUUUAAGUUGCCUUGGUCUUGAA
This is a messenger RNA of Tarenaya hassleriana, 1055 nucleotides long. RefSeq names its product putative FBD-associated F-box protein At3g50710. Bases 22 to 813 code for a protein of 263 amino acids. The record is from RefSeq and is a predicted model, not a curated record. The transcript is spliced from 3 exons. Lineage: Eukaryota; Viridiplantae; Streptophyta; Magnoliopsida; Brassicales; Cleomaceae.